Molecule: messenger RNA, 3235 nt
Organism: Hemibagrus wyckioides
Lineage: Eukaryota; Metazoa; Chordata; Actinopteri; Siluriformes; Bagridae
Gene: vps33a
Product: VPS33A core subunit of CORVET and HOPS complexes
Exons: 13
Coding region: 57-1859 (600 amino acids)
Biological process (GO): vesicle-mediated transport; intracellular protein transport
Cellular component (GO): CORVET complex; lysosome
Source: RefSeq, a predicted model, not a curated record
CACGGAACCACGUGACAUGACCUGGCUCACAUGAUCGUACUAUUUAUCGUGUAAAUAUGGCUUCUCACUUGUCUUAUGGUCGAGUCAAUCUCAAUAUUCUGAGGGAAGCUGCAAGGAAGGAGCUUCGCGAAUUUCUGGACAAAUGCGCAGGAAGCAAGGCCAUUGUAUGGGACGAGUACCUUACCGGACCGUUUGGAUUAAUAGCUCAGUAUUCAUUGUUGAAGGAACAUGAAGUGGAAAAGAUGUUUACACUCAAAGCGGGGCGCGUGCCACCAGCUGACGUCAAAAACAUCAUCUUCUUUGUCCGUCCAAGGCUGGAGUUGAUGGACAUUAUUGCAGAGAAUGUAAUGAGUGAGGACAAGUUACAGCCACAGCGCGAGUUCCACAUACUGUUCGUCCCUCGGCGCAGUCUGCUGUGUGAGCAGCGCCUAAAGGAGCAAGGCGUCCUCAAUGCCUUCACUAACAUUGACGAGUACAUUCUGGACCUCAUCCCUUACGACGGAGACCUGCUGUCCAUGGAGUCUGAAAGUGCGUUCAGGGAAUGUUAUCUUGAGAAUGAUCAGACGAGCCUGUAUCACACCGCUAAGGGUUUGAUGACUCUGCAGGCACUGUAUGGAACUAUCCCGCAGAUCUUUGGCAAAGGAGAAUGUGCAAGGCAUGUAGCGAACAUGAUGCUGAGGAUGAAGAGGGAGUUUGCUGGCACUCAGAAUCAAAUCCUGCCUGUGUUCGAUACGCUCUUGUUAUUGGACCGAAACGUGGACCUGCUCACACCACUAGCCACACAGCUCACCUACGAAGGUCUCAUCGAUGAGAUCUAUGGCAUCACUAACGGUUAUGUGAAGCUCCCCCCUGAGAAAUUUGCCCAGAAGAAGGCAGGUGAAGGAGGUAAAGAUCUGCCCACCGAGCCCAAGAAGUUACAGCUCAACUCUGCAGAGGAGCUCUACGCUGAAAUCCGUGACAAGAACUUCAACGCUGUGGGCGCAGCACUUAGCAAGAAAGCCAAGAUCAUCUCUGCCGCAUUUGAAGAGCGCCACAACGCCAAGACAGUCGGAGAGAUUAAACAGUUUGUAUCUCAGCUGCCUCACAUGCAGGCUGCUCGCACCUCACUGGCCAAUCACACGUCCAUUGCUGAGCUCAUCAAAGACAUCACCACCUCAGAAGUUUUUUUUGAUAACUUGACAGUGGAACAAGAGUUUAUGACCGGAGUGGAUACAGACAAGAUUAAUACUUACAUAGAGGACAGCAUAGCACAGAAGGACCCGCUUAUCAAGAUCCUCCGGCUGGUCUGCAUGCAGUCCAUCUGCAAUAAUGGCCUGAAACAGAAAGUCCUUGAUUUUUACAAGAGAGAAAUCCUCCAGACGUACGGAUACGAGCACAUUCUGACCCUCAACAACUUGGAGAAGGUCGGAUUGCUCAAGCCUCAGAUCACCACGAGGAACAACUAUCCCACCAUCAGAAAAACACUCAAGCUUUGGAUGGAGGAUGCAAACGAACAGAACCCCAACGACAUCUCCUACGUGUACAGCGGUUACGCUCCUCUCAGCGUGAGGCUGACUCAGGUUCUGGCUCGGCCGGGCUGGAGAAGCAUUGAGGAGGUGCUGAAAAUGCUGCCUGGGCCACACUUUGAGGAGAGACAGCAGCUUCCCCCUGGUCUCCAUAAGAAACGUCAGCAGGGAGAGAACAGGACAACACUGGUGUUCUUCCUCGGUGGUGUAACGUAUGCAGAAAUCGCCGCACUCCGCUUCCUGUCUCAGAUGGAAGACGGUGGGACGGAGUACAUCAUCGCCACCACCAAACUCAUCAACGGCACCAGCUGGAUAAAAUCUCUAAUGGACCGUCCGGAAGCGCAUACACCCUGAAAAUGUCCCAUGAGCAUUUUAGAGCAUGUGUUAAUUUCUCUCGAAUACACAAGUACAAACGCAACGCCUUUGAGUCAUUAAGUGUUCUCUCUUUAUUAACCACCUUUUCUGGAAAUGCACCAACUGCAAUUCCCAGUGCACCCUUAUUGAAAGCCUGUUAGUUACCAUCGCAUUGUAAGAACUUGUAUCGAAAUUGUAAGAAUUGUAAGAACUGAUCCCUUGAUUUAAAAAUGUCCCCAGAUGUGGAGCUUAUUUCUCUGACAUGAGUCUGUUUUUCUUCAUAUUCCUUCUAUAUGAACUCUUCUAAGGAGGAAAUGAGGAGUGUAUAUUAGGGGGGUGCUCGGUAGGGUGGGUCGCAUCACCGCCUUCAAAACAAAGAAUUCCUGGAUCGUUCCUGAUCUCGGGAGUUUCUCAUGUACUCCCAGUGUCCAUGUGGGUUCCCUUUGGGCUCUCUGAUUUCCUCCUGAAAACAGGAGGUGGAUUGACUACACUAAAUUGUCCCUAGGUGUGUCUGAGAGUGUGUGUGUCUGAGUGCACAGUUUCCUGUGACAGACUCGCACCCACUCCGAGGUGUAUAUUCCUGCUUUGCACCCUGUGUUCCUGGAAUCGGCUCCAGGUUCAUCACGACUGAUUGAGAACAGAAUAGAAGGAGCAUUGAGCAGAUCUGUAGGCAUGCUCCUUACUGACUCCUUAAUGACAUGUAUUUGUGCUUGAUUAUACAUGUAUACUUUAAGAUGUCGGUUCUGUACAGCAUUUAGGCACUUAUGAUUUGCUCAGUGACCUAAUAAAUUUAAAAAAAAUGAAAACUGUAUUUUAUUGACACUAAUGUGCUCUGACUGUGGGUCUAGUAAAACAACAGUGUAGUCAGUAUGAAGCCCUUUAGUUAGAUUAUAAGAGCAGGAGCUCGUCUGCAGUCAGAAAAAAAAUAAGCUUGUUAUAAGUCGAUGGGCCUGAAAAGUAGCUUGCGAGCACAAAGGAGCGGCAAUUAGUCGUGUAACAGGCCGAUAAUGGGCCUGUGUCUGGAGAUGUGGGCCCGGAAUGGAACAUGACUCGACCAUGGAGGAUGCUGAUUAAAUUAAAGGGCCAUUUGUUCUCUGUCUUUCCGGAUAAGCCUCUUACUGUGCGCGAGCUGGGAUGCGCUGAUCAAUGAUUGGACCAUGCUGUGCUCGAGCGCCUCAGCGCGGGAAAGACAAGGAAAUAAUCUAUAUAACUGGCCUGCAUCCCAUUGGCUCCACAUUCCCUACAUAAGCGCACUACAUAGGACGUGAACACAAUGGCUCUUGCACCCUAUUCAGGGCAUUACGUGUCCAAUACAGGUUUGGCCGAGGUGAAACAUGUUUAUUGAUCUCCACUGAUUUAAAAAAGAAAAAAGAAAU